CUUACUCAUUACUUACUAUCAAAAGGGGCAUCCGUGAACUUUCAAAAUGAAGUCGGUAUUUCUGUACUCCAUGAGGCCUGUCGGAAUAAUCAUGUUAAUGUUAUCAAAUUAUUACAUGACUUUGGAGCUGUAGUAAAUAUCAAAGAUGACAACGGUGAGACACCAUUGUCUCUAGCAUGUCGAAAUGGUUCAUUGGAAGCUGCAGAGCUUUUGAUUACUCUUGGGGCAAAUUUCAAUUCACAAGACAAUCUUGGAUGGACAGCUUUAUAUUCAUCCAUAUUUUCUGAGCAGAAUAGGAUUACUUCUUUCCUUAUUGAGAAGGGAUGCGAUAUUAACUUAACUACUAAUGACGGCGAAACUCCAUUAGCGUUAGCCUGUUUUAUUGGAAAUUCUGAUACCAUCAAAUCUUUAUUGGAAAAAAGAAUAAAUAUACAAAAUCAACUGAAUGGACUUUGGAAAGCUUGUCAAAACGGAAAUAAAAAUGUCGUCUCUUUACUAUUGGAUCAAGGACUUGAUAUAAAUUAUAGGAAUGAGAAUGGUCUGACAGCACUUCAUAUCAGUUGUGCACAUAGUAACUCAGAACUUCUUUAUUAUCUGCUCUUCAAAGGAGCAUGUCCAAACAUUCUCACCAAGGAUAAUCGAACUCCUUUGCAUAUUGCUUCAGAAAAUUUAUCCAAAGAAUGCAUCUUAAUUCUUCUACAACAUGAGGUAGAUGUGAAUGCACUAGAUAAAGAGAAUAAAACAGCAAUCCAUCAUGCAUGCCGAAAUCCAAAAACUGAAAGAUUUUUUACACAUGACAAAAGAGAAAAUGAUCGUUGCUUCCAUAGGAAAGUAAAUAAGUUAAGCGGUUCAAAGAAUUCUGCACAAAAUGUUAUUUCAUAUAACACAUCAGAUAUGACCAGAUAUAUAUUAGAAUAA
This is a messenger RNA of Saccostrea cuccullata (small rock oyster), 918 nucleotides long. RefSeq names its product ankyrin-3-like. Gene Ontology annotation, molecular function: protein binding. The annotation marks the transcript as partial. The transcript has a single exon. Gene Ontology annotation, biological process: innate immune response. The record is from RefSeq and is a predicted model, not a curated record. Gene Ontology annotation, cellular component: cytoplasm; nucleus. Lineage: Eukaryota; Metazoa; Mollusca; Bivalvia; Ostreida; Ostreidae.